Molecule: messenger RNA, 2163 nt
Organism: Rotaria sp. Silwood2
Lineage: Eukaryota; Metazoa; Rotifera; Eurotatoria; Philodinida; Philodinidae
Source: the annotation of a GenBank genome assembly
AUGUAUUUACUAUACUCAACUCGACCAAAGGAUCAUAAAAAGAAAUAUUCAAUACAUAUUGAUAUUUAUGAGAAAAUGUCACUCGCAUAUCGAGAAAGUUAUUUAAUACCACUUAAAUUUCCAUUUUUACCUGUACAUCGUGUUGCUGUACAACUUAAUAUUUCACGUACUAAUAUUGUGGAAAGUUGUUCAAAUCAACAAUGUAUUCAUGGUAAAUGUAUUAAAUAUUCAGGUAAUACCAACAAUAAUACUUUCUGUCAUUGUUAUCCUGGAUGGUCUGGAAGAUAUUGCAAUAUUUUUCAUAAUUGUACAUGUUCAUCCGACUCAUUAUGCAUCGGUAUUUUAGCAAAUAAUCGAUCUAUCUGUGUUUGUCCUAUGAAUAAAUGGGGUUCUCGAUGCUUACUGCAAAGUACUAUAUGUCAUUCGAAUCAUAAUAUUACAUGUAACAAUAAUGGACAAUGUAUGCCUACUGAUGAACAUAUAAUAUCCAACAGAAAUUUUAAAUGUAUCUGUCGAAAAGGUUUCACUGGAGAAAGAUGUGAAAUAGUUGAUAAUAAAAUUAUUUUAUCAUUUCAUCGUGAUAUUGAUUUACCAGAUACUUUACUUAUUCAUUUUAUUCAAGUGAUGGAUAAUGCUCCACCUACAAAUGGUAGUACUUUCAAAAUAAUUCCUAUUCAUCAAAAAGAAAUAAUUAUUUAUUGGUCAAAUCCAUUUAAUAUUGCUUUUGUUGAACUUUUUGAUAAAAAUUACUAUUUAAUUACUGUUAAAAAAGUUUAUUAUCAAUCAAAAACAAUCGUUCGAGAAAUUCAAGCAUCAGAUCAUUGUCCAUAUAUAGGUAAAAUAUUGAAUGAGACUAUUGCUAAACUUCAUCUUAUUCGUCGUAUUAAAUAUUAUCAUUUACCAUGUCAAAAAUAUUCACCAUUAUUAUCUUGUUUUUAUGAUGAUGAUUACUUUUGUUUAUGUAAUAAUUAUGGAGAAGAACGUUUAGCCAAUUGUUUUGAAUUCGAUUAUAAAAAGAAAUUCGAUUGUUUUGGUGAAAGUAAUUGUGAACAUGGAGCACAAUGUUUACAAGAUAAACCCACAUGUCCACGAACAUCAGUAUGUGUUUGUCAGACAUGUUUUUAUGGAAAACGUUGUCAAUUUAGUUCGAAUGCAUUUGGUCUUUCACUUGAUGCAAUUAUAGGUUAUCAUAUUCGACCACAUGUUGUCAUCAAUCAUCAAUCUCUUAUUGUUAAAUUAACUAUAGUAUUAACAAUCCUUAUCACUCUUAUAGGAUUAAUUAAUAGUGUUUUAUCGUUGAUUGCAAUGAAUGGCAAAGAAGCUCGUAAAAUUGGUUGUGGUAUUUAUCUAAUAUCUACAUCAAUUAGUGCUUUGUUUACAAUGAUUAUAUUUGCAUUGAAAUCUUCGAUUCUUCUUAUUGCACAAAUAACAUAUAUUGAAAACCGUUUAUUCUUAAAAUUACAAUGCACUUCAAUCGACUUUUUAUUACGCAUUAGUCUUAAUAUGGAUCAAUGGUUAUCUACAUGUAUAGCUAUUGAACGAGUUAUUACUACAAUAAAAGGAACUAGUUUUAAUAAGAAGAAAAGUAAACAAAUGGCUAAAUAUAUUAUUAUUAUACUUAUAUUUUUAAAUAUUAUUACUAAUAUUCAUGAUCCUAUUCAUAGACGUUUGAUAGAUGAUAAUAAUGAUGAUGAAGAUGGCAAUGAGAAAAGAAUAUGGUGUAUUGUUACUUAUUCAUCUAGUUUUCAAACAUUUAAUACAUUAGUAAAUAUAUUUCAUUUUUUGACACCAUUUACUAUAAAUUUGAUUUCGGGUAUAAUCAUUAUUAUAAUGACUACUCGAAAGCGUAGGACGGCUCAAACUAAUGAAAGUUAUCGAAACAUUUUAUAUAAACAAUUGAAACAACAUAGUCACUUACUGAUCGCACCGAUUGUUUUGAUCAUUCUAGCUAUUCCACGUUUAAUUAUUUCUCUUAUUUCACAUUGUAUGAAAUCAAUUAAUGAUCCAUGGCUAUUUUUUAGCGGAUAUUUUAUAUCAUUCAUGCCAUCCAUACUCACGUUCAUUGUAUUUAUUCUUCCUUCAAGAUCAUACAAACAAGAAUUUUUCAAAGCUUGUCAACAAUAUAAAAAAGCAAUACAAAGACGACUACGUAUUGUUUCAUAG